Messenger RNA from Canis lupus familiaris (dog), 2613 nucleotides. It is a transcript of the gene CDH8, whose product is annotated as cadherin 8. Gene Ontology annotation, molecular function: calcium ion binding; cadherin binding. Lineage: Eukaryota; Metazoa; Chordata; Mammalia; Carnivora; Canidae. The transcript has 11 exons. The coding region runs from base 196 to 2595 and encodes 799 amino acids. Gene Ontology annotation, cellular component: axon terminus; synaptic cleft; catenin complex. Gene Ontology annotation, biological process: homophilic cell-cell adhesion; cell morphogenesis; cell-cell junction assembly. The record is from RefSeq and is a predicted model, not a curated record.
UUCGAUGCCAGGAGGCCCGCGGAUCGGGGUGCUGGGGGAGCGGCCCAGGCGAUGCCCGGUUCCUGAGCCCAAGGCCGCGGCGGAGCUGUGAGUGGACGCUGGGCGCGGCGCGGUGAGCUGGAUGGCUGCGGGCCGGAGCCCCAGCAAGUAGUCGUCGGGCUGUGGGGCGCCUGCCCCGGCGGCGGCGGCGGGACCAUGCCCGAGCGGCUCGCGGGGAUGCCCUUGGAUCUCUGGACCCCGCUCCUGGUACUAUGGAUGGCGCUGCCCCCUUGCGCUCCUGCGGCUCCCACGGGCCCGGCCCCGGUCUUCCUGGGCGGGCCCCCUCUGGAACCCAGCCGGCUGAGUGACGAGCAGCGGGUUUUGAACCGCUCCAAGAGAGGCUGGGUUUGGAAUCAAAUGUUUGUCCUGGAGGAGUUUUCUGGACCUGAACCGAUUCUCGUUGGCCGGCUGCACACAGACCUGGAUCCUGGGAGCAAAAAGAUCAAGUAUAUCCUAUCAGGCGAUGGAGCUGGGACAAUAUUUCAAAUAAAUGAUAUAACAGGAGAUAUCCAUGCUAUAAAAAGACUUGACCGGGAGGAAAAAGCUGAGUAUACUCUCACAGCCCAGGCCGUGGAUUGGGAGACGAACAAGCCUCUGGAGCCUCCUUCUGAAUUUAUUAUCAAAGUUCAAGACAUCAACGACAAUGCGCCGGAGUUUCUUAAUGGACCCUAUCAUGCCACUGUGCCAGAGAUGUCCAUUUUGGGUACGUCUGUCACUAAUGUAACAGCUACAGAUGCUGACGACCCAGUUUAUGGAAACAGUGCAAAGUUGGUUUAUAGUAUCUUGGAAGGGCAGCCUUAUUUUUCCAUUGAGCCUGAGACAGCGAUUAUAAAAACUGCCCUUCCCAACAUGGACAGAGAAGCCAAGGAGGAGUACCUGGUUGUUAUCCAAGCCAAGGAUAUGGGUGGACACUCCGGGGGCCUGUCUGGGACCACGACACUCACAGUGACCCUUACGGACGUUAACGAUAAUCCUCCAAAAUUUGCCCAAAGUCUAUAUCACUUCUCAGUACCCGAAGACGUGGUUCUUGGCACUGCCAUAGGGAGGGUAAAAGCCAACGACCAGGACAUUGGUGAAAAUGCACAGUCAUCCUACGACAUCAUCGACGGAGAUGGCACAGCACUCUUUGAAAUCACUUCUGACGCCCAGGCUCAGGAUGGCAUUAUAAGGCUAAGAAAGCCUCUGGACUUUGAGACCAAAAAGUCCUAUACGCUGAAGGUAGAGGCCGCCAACGUCCACGUUGACCCACGUUUCAGCAGCAGGGGGCCCUUCAAAGACACGGCGACGGUCAAGAUCGUCGUGGAGGAUGCUGACGAGCCCCCGGUCUUCUCCUCCCCGACGUACCUCCUCGAGGUCCACGAGAACGCUGCUCUCAACUCCGUGAUCGGCCAGGUGACGGCCCGGGACCCCGACAUCACCUCCAGUCCCAUCAGGUUUUCCAUCGACCGGCACACUGACCUGGAGAGACAGUUCAACAUUAAUGCAGAUGAUGGAAAGAUAACGCUGGCAACACCACUUGACAGAGAAUUAAGUGUAUGGCACAACAUAACAAUCAUUGCUACUGAAAUUAGGAACCACAGUCAGAUAUCACGAGUGCCUGUUGCUAUUAAAGUGCUGGAUGUCAAUGACAACGCCCCUGAAUUCGCAUCCGAAUAUGAGGCAUUUUUAUGUGAAAAUGGAAAACCCGGCCAAGUUAUUCAAACAGUGAGUGCCAUGGACAAAGAUGAUCCCAAAAACGGACAUUAUUUCUUAUACAGUCUUCUUCCAGAAAUGGUCAACAAUCCGAAUUUUACCAUCAAGAAAAAUGAAGAUAAUUCCCUCAGCAUUUUGGCCAAGCAUAAUGGAUUCAACCGCCAGAAGCAAGAAGUCUAUCUUUUACCAAUCAUAAUAAGCGACAGUGGGAAUCCUCCUUUGAGCAGCACCAGCACCCUGACCAUCCGGGUCUGUGGCUGCAGCAGUGAUGGCGUUGUCCAGUCUUGUAACGUUGAAGCUUAUGUCCUUCCAAUUGGACUCAGUAUGGGCGCCUUAAUUGCCAUAUUAGCAUGCAUCAUUUUGCUGCUCGUCAUCGUGGUGCUGUUCGUGACUCUGCGGCGGCACAAGAACGAGCCGCUCAUCAUCAAGGACGACGAGGACGUGCGGGAGAACAUCAUCCGCUACGACGACGAGGGCGGCGGGGAGGAGGACACGGAGGCCUUCGACAUCGCCACGCUGCAGAACCCGGACGGCGUGAGCGGCCUGGCCCCGCGCAGGGACGUGAAGCCCGAGCUGCAGCUGCUGCCGCGGCGGGGCCCGGGCGCGGGCCCGGGCGGCGUGGACGUGGACGAGUUCAUCAGCGUGCGGCUGCACGAGGCCGACAGCGACCCCGCCGCGCCGCCCUACGACUCCAUCCAGGUGUACGGCUACGAGGGCCGCGGCUCGGCGGCAGGCUCGCUCAGCUCGCUGGGCUCGGGCGCCUCGGACUCGGACCAGAGCUUCGACUACCUCAGCGACUGGGGGCCCCGCUUCCAGAGGCUCGGGGAGCUGUACGCGGGGGGCGCGGCCGACGCCGACACCUGACGGAGGACCGGCGCGGCC